UACGGAUCGUAGGGUCUCUAUAACCAUGUUCAUCUUAGCAAGGUACUACAAAGCUGGCUUUUCAGUCACUCUCAUGGUCCUGGUCUUCAAGAUUAGCAUCGUCAGCCAUUACCAUCAGCCACUAUCAGCCACCAUCAUCGACAGUCCUCAUGAUUUGCGUGUCUACACAAGUCAGCGGCGUUUGGAAGAUACAAGAAACGAAAUACUUUAAUGACAAGCACAACCUACACAUAUGCCACACAAAGCUUUAUUGCCUUUCACACGGCCGCUGUGCCGUUCAACGCAUCAGAAGAAUGCCCCAUCUGCCGAGAGACGUACGAUCCCCAGAACGAAGAAUGUGUGCGCAUUACUGGUAUCUCUGGAUGCUCGCACACAUUUGGUGUCGAUUGUCUGAAGUUAUUCUUGGAAUCCAACCCAGAAGCACCAAAGAUGUGUCCCAUAUGCCGCACACUAUGGCUCCCCGGCGAACGAGACGAGAACCGCACCCACCUCACAUACGAAGAGAUGGCCGACCAUAUCAACCGCCAGAUUAUCAACCGCGAGGCGAUAGAUCUCCGGGCAUCAGCGGUACUACAACAGGAGCGAGAUGUGGCACGGCUAGUACGCGGUGUCUGGAGGCGCGAACAGGCAAUGAAAGCCCGGAAUACUGCACUCGCGGCGCGCGAAAAGGCGAUGGCUGCUCGCGAAGCUUGGUUACAGGCGCAAGAGAAGAGGAUACAGUACCUUGCCGGUCUCUUUGUAGGUCAGUACGAUGAAGUCGCGCGUAUUUUGGAAAAAGAAAUAGCUGGGAUGCAGGCAGCACAUGUAUCAAGUUCGAGAGCAAACUACAGUCUGCUUAAUUAG
Molecule: messenger RNA, 843 nt
Organism: Boeremia exigua
Lineage: Eukaryota; Fungi; Ascomycota; Dothideomycetes; Pleosporales; Didymellaceae
Exons: 1
Coding region: 211-843 (210 amino acids)
Source: RefSeq, a predicted model, not a curated record